AUGAAGUACCUUGCCGCUUAUGCUCUUGUUGGCCUCUCAGGGGGGACCCCCUCAAAGUCUGCAGUUGAGGCCGUAUUGAAGGCUGCCGGCGUUCCUGUCGAUCCUUCUCGCGUGGAUGCACUUUUUGCCGAGUUUGCAGGCAAGGACCUUGAUACGGUAUGCACUGAAGGCAAAUCGAAGCUUGUAGGAGGGGUUACACGUCCCAAUGCUGCCACCGCUUCUGCACCCACUGCCGCUGCCGCCGCCUCUAGUGGUGCCGCCGCGCCUGCUGCAGCUGCGGAAGAGGAGGAGGACGAUGACAUGGGAUUUGGUCUUUUUGACUAA
Molecule: messenger RNA, 324 nt
Organism: Trypanosoma cruzi
Lineage: Eukaryota; Euglenozoa; Kinetoplastea; Trypanosomatida; Trypanosomatidae
Product: 60S acidic ribosomal protein P2, putative
Exons: 1
Coding region: 1-324 (107 amino acids)
Biological process (GO): translation; cytoplasmic translational elongation
Cellular component (GO): ribosome; cytosolic large ribosomal subunit
Molecular function (GO): structural constituent of ribosome
Source: RefSeq, a predicted model, not a curated record